Messenger RNA from Zeugodacus cucurbitae (melon fly), 1816 nucleotides. RefSeq names its product transmembrane protein 39A. The transcript has 4 exons. The record is from RefSeq and is a predicted model, not a curated record. Gene Ontology annotation, cellular component: membrane. Lineage: Eukaryota; Metazoa; Arthropoda; Insecta; Diptera; Tephritidae. The coding region runs from base 162 to 1511 and encodes 449 amino acids.
UAUAAAGCUAACUCUGAAUUCGCCUUUGUUUAUUUACUUAAAAGUUUGUUGCAAAUACAGACUGACAACAUCUGAUUUGUUAUUUUAAUCUGUAGAAAAUGAAAUAAAAAUUCAACAGAUAGUUUAAAAGUUGGCUUAAAUAAAAAAAUAUUGCAAGAAGAAUGGGUGUGGAAGUGCAAAAUGAAGGUAGCAGUGGACCUAUUACAAGGGAUAAGAAUAACAGCGCCGGUGUAUACAACAAUGCUGAUAACGCACCCAUGCCGAAACAUAUACCGUUCCCAGAUUUUCCUGGCAGUUCGGAGCUCUUAAAUGAACUUAUAAUGUUUCUUUUCAUCACGUUUGCUGCGGCCAUGCAAUUUAUUAAUCUUUAUCGCACAAUGUGGUGGGUGCCGGAGUCAAAUACUACACGUACAGUUAACGUAUACCUCAUAGAACCUUACUUGGUAGCGUUCAUAGUGCUAUUAAUGUCGAGACGUUUUGUAUUCUGUCUGCUAAUACGUGGACAAGAGUUAUUGCAGGAUUUGAGUACUGAACAUCGCCGAAUCUAUAAAAAGAUAGUAAAAUACAGCUUUAGCAGCUGUCUACUAACACUACUGGCAUUUUGUGUGUAUAAAAUUUAUACAAAACAAUCUUUUAUGCCGGUUUUCUUGCUUGUGUAUCCCCUUGUCAUCUACGUGCUAAUUUUCGGCUUCCAAAUUGAGUCUUUCCUGCGCAGCUCUUAUGAAGUUGAAGGCGCCUAUUUUAAUGGCAUGCCCAUGCAUUGCUGCUCAACCAGCCCAGACACUAUACGUGAAGAAAUCGUUGUGUUGAAAAAUGAUUUUAACAUACGCUUCAAACAGAUCGUAUUUACAUCGUUAUUAAACGCUUACUACGCCGGUGUUGUGCCAUGUCUCUUUGCUGUUUCCAUGUAUUACAAUGUACUGUGGGCGUAUCAAAAUGCAUUAUACAUCUGGAUAAGUUGCCUCACUAUGGCGUGUGCUUUUGGUUUUCCAGCUAAAUACAGUGAUAUCUUACAUCGUGCAUCACUGCAUUUAGGCUAUUGGUCGCGUAUGGAGAUGCGCGCAAUCGGUGGCAAUAGUAGUAACGCCAGCUGCAAUAAUGGCAAUGGAAGUGGCACGGCCGGUGGCGCAACAACUGUUUGGAAACCAAAUACUGUAUGGACUCAGGAUAGUAUUGUGAAAUGUAAUGGCGAGCUAUUUAGCGCUAGUGGCCCCGUGACGGUAGCGUUACCGGGAAAUUCUAGUCAUUCGAGAUUUUAUAAACUUUUUCGUAAUCCAGCCAUCAUAUACAUGCUACUUACUGGCCUACAAGCUGCCGUUGUCUUGGCCGGCAUAUUAGUGCUAUAUUAUGCUGUCGAGUGGCACUUUAUACUCUCGAUUAGUUUUGCAACGUUUACAAAUCAAUUUACUUUUUUCAAAAUAAUGCGUGAUUAUUUGGUGACGAAACGUAUCUACACGGCGGAAACAGCAAUCGCGGAGCAAACAAAAACAAAUGCGCUACAUAGUAAUUAAACACAGCGUGACAUUUGUAGAGGAAUUGCAUUUAUGCACAAAUAGAUAUAAACAUUUAAAUAUAAACAUUGACUGUGACUCCGCAACAUUUAUAUAUUAUUUUUGAAUUAAUUUUUUUUAUGAGCGCUAACAUACAUAUAUACAUACAUUUCUACUACUGCUUUCUACGUACAUAUUUAUUUGCUUUAAGACGCAUUGUGAACUAUAAACAAACAUACAUUCUAAGCUGAAAUUAAAAUUUUAAGCCAUUUAAUGCAAGACUUUUGUUAAACACUUAUUUUAAAUAAAAGAAGAUAACAAUUUAA